UCCUAAUCCACACACAUAUAUAUACAUAUAUAUAUUUAUAUAUUAACACACAAAAUAAAACAAAACAAAAUACUUAAAUAAAAAGAAAAUACCACCAACAUCAACAAUAAAAGGCAAAAAAUAAGAAAGAGAAAGAGAAAGAGGAGAAAGAGAAAGCGAAAGAGAAAAAGAAAGCAGGAAAGAACGAAUAAGAACGAAUAAACAUACAAAAAUAGAAAACGCAAGAAAAAGAGAGAGAAAGAACAUUGCAUUCUGGAAACGAGUCUAAUUCUUAGAAAUUCUCAUCAGCUAAAUAUAUAUAUAUAUAUGCACAUAUAAAUAUAUACAUAUAUACAAAUGUAUAUAUGUAUUUGUGUAUAUAUGUAUGUAUAAAACUUUUGCUUCUUACUUAGUAUCGCUGUUUGUACAUUAUUACUUUUGUUUUUCCACUUGUGCGGAUCCAAAUUUUGGUAGAUCGUUACCUGGAAUUUGAACAACUCUUUUAUUCCCUCCGAGAAUCUCUACUCGCUUGCUUUACUCACUUCACUCAAUCACGCAACCAACAGACAACAUAUCAAUUUAAAGUGAGACAGGUAUAUCUAUCUAUUUAUCUAUCUAUCUACCUAUCUAUCUAUCUAUUAUAUUAUAUUAUAUUGGACAGACAGGAAAAAAAAACUAUAUAAAAUAUUUUAAAUAUAUACAAUAUAAACGUUUGCUGACCCAUCGAAAACUUUGAGAGAGUGGUGCUUUCCUCCUACUCUUCUUCCUCUUCUUCUACUUGUCUUUUCUACAACUAAACGGCAAUUAUAUUUAGCCACAGCAAUGUCCGGUCAGACGUACAAGCAUAUUACGGUAUUCAGGGAGGUACCAACAGCUAGAGACGAACACAGAGGCACCAUGGCUCACUAUCGCACUGAAGUUCAUAUUCCAGUAAAAAAAGAUAGUUUAACUUUCGAGGACCGCCAAAGAAAAGCGUGGAAUAGUAUAGAAACCCAGGUAACCGAAAAACGCUCUCAAUGGGAGAAAGAUUUCCAGAAAAUGAAAGAAGACUUCUUCACCUUAACUCCGACUGAUGCGACAAGCGUAGAUAAGUUCUCCAAGGUUGAAGGAUUCAAGAGUCUGUACGAAGUUGACAGUCAAGGUAACAGGAAACUGAAAAUUUGCUUUGACGUCUCUGAUUUCAGUCCUGAGGAAAUACAAGUCAAAAUUCAAGACAACAGAAUUGUAAUUCAUGGAAAAAAUGAAGAAAAGAAAGGUAAUUCCACAUUCAGUCGUGAAUACAGUCGACAGAUAGAUAUUCCUUGGGAUGUUGAUCAAGAUAAAAUAACCUGCGUCGUCAGUAAAGACGGUAUUCUUACAGUGGAAGGACCGACACAUCAGCAAUCUCCUUUUAAGGAAGCAACGUUUCUACCAAUAAAAUGUGAGAAUGUUCCCAGCAUAUCGCACAAGACAUCAGUGCAGAACCCAAUAAUUACAGAACCAGACGGUUCCAGGAAACUGCAACUUCAAGUAGACAUUGGCGAAUUCAAACCAGAAGAGGUAGUUGUUAAAACCAUGGACCGGAAAUUAGUCGUUUCAGCUCGUCAUGAAGAGAAGAGAGAAGGAAGGACCAUGCAUAAAGAAUUCAACAAAGAAUACGAACUACCAGAAUCUGUGGAUCCAAUGAGUGUUAAUGCUUUUCUGGCUGAAGAUGGCAAACUCACGAUAGAAGCACCACUAAAACCCUUACCCCGCCAAUCCUACGCCGUAACACAAAGUUCUGAUGUUAAGAAAGUUGUUGUGACCAAAGAAUCUCAGUUUACCAUAACUGACAGUGCCAACCGUCCAAUGGUUACCAUUAGUGUACAUCCACGUUGAAAAAGUAAUCCGAAAUAAAACGAGCAAGAACAUUUUUUUGGGGUUUUUUUUUUUUUCGUGGAAUAUAUUAUUAUUUUAAAAACUGAAGGUUGAAGGACGAAUAAUGUAAAAGAAGAGAUGUAUAGUAAAUUUAUUUUUAAAAAUACAUUGAUAAAAAAAAAUAAAAUUAUAAGCUAUUAAACAAACAGUUAUAGGUUAGAAUUUCUUGGCGUUCCUAAUUCUUCUUCGUUGACAAAAACAAUUUUUCCGGUUGUAGCAUUUUCUUAAACAGAAAACUAUAGAAAUAGAAGGGAAAGAAAGAAAACCAAUAUUUGAAACUGAACGGAAGACAUAUAACUACCACCACUACUAUCAUAACGACAACAACAAUAGCGAUAUAACACAGCAAUAAUGUUUAUGUUAAUAUUAUUAUUUCACAAUUAAUACAAAUUUUGCAGAGUUGCAUAUAAUGUUGAGUAUAUAUGUGUGUAUACAUAUGUGUAUUGUACGUAUGCAUUAUAAAUGUAUGUAUUACAUGAAGAUAAUACACACAUAUAUACUCAACAUUUAAUGCAACUCGGCGAAAUUUAUACUAAUUGUUAAGUACUAAUGAAGAUAGUAUGUAAUAUAAUGUAAGGUAUGUCUCUAUAUUGUGAAGAACAAGGGUAAAAGUACUCUACACAUAAUAUAGAGUAUGGCUGUAUUUCUAUAUUUAUCCGGCUGAGCCGUGUGCCGUCACCUGUGUUUUGUGCUUGCACUAUCGUUCAAAUAGCAGCUUGAUCUACAGGGUACACAUACACACAGAUCAAAUUGCUGUCUCAACGAGCGUAUAACCGAAACUUAAUUAUAGGCAUUCAGCUCAUCAAAACACACACACACACACACACAUGCAUUAAUCUGUUCUCGUGCGUGCCUAAAGCAGCGCUAUCUCAUGAUCUUUAUUUUUUUUUAAAAACCUCGCCCUAAACCUUCCGUCGAUAAAAAUAGUAAACUACAAAGAUUACAGAACAAUAGAGAAAGAAAAAAAAAGAGAGAAAGAAAAGAACGAAAGCAUGAACGAUAGUUAAAAAAUGCUGAAAUUUAUUUAUUUAUUUAUUUAUUUCACUAUGUUUUGUCCUUUUUUUUCUCCUCACCCUAGUGUCACCAAUCAAUCUGAACUGUUAUCAAAACUGAUAAAUAUGGCUUCUAGAUGAGACAAGUAUUUUGGAAAUGCGUUUUGUGCGUGAGAAUUGACAGAAGUUAGAUAAGUUGUUAUAUAAAAAAAUAUAACAAAAUGUUCCCUAUUUUUGCUUUUUUUCACUUGAUUGAUUAUUAUUCUGAUAAUAUAAUUUUGUUUUAGUUUCUGUAAAACUUUGGUCUAUUCACUCGACAUCUCAGCUUUCCGUCGCACAAGAGAGCGAUCAGCAACUGUAAGAGAUAAAUAAAAAGAAAACAAUAAAAAAAUGCACAUGAAACUUAACGACUAUAAAAUCUCUACAUACGUU
Molecule: messenger RNA, 3299 nt
Organism: Octopus bimaculoides (California two-spot octopus)
Lineage: Eukaryota; Metazoa; Mollusca; Cephalopoda; Octopoda; Octopodidae
Product: major egg antigen
Biological process (GO): protein refolding; response to heat
Cellular component (GO): nucleus; cytoplasm
Source: RefSeq, a predicted model, not a curated record